CUAGCAACAUUUAGGAGCUAACACACUAACAACAAUAGCCUUGGAGUAAAGACGUCAAUGGUCGUGGAGGGCCCCAUACAGCUUGUGUGCCUCACAGCCAGCAGCGGGGUCCCUCUUUUUACCAGGGGGGCCUCCAGGCAGCUCCCCUUCUCCAUCAUUGGCUCCCUGAAUGGGGUGCACAUGUUUGGGAGUGGCCACGGCGUGCUGUUGUCCAGCUGUGAGACGGAAGGAGGUGAAAAAGUGGUGUGGCGAGUCUUCCAGGACAGCGUGAUGCUCAUCGCCACCAGCGCAGGCCACCAAGCGGGCAGCAGUAAAGGGGAGCCGGUGCACCUCCAGCGCCUCCUGGAGAACGUGUGGAGCUGCAUGGUGAUGGUGCUGGGCCAGGACGAGUUGGCCAACGUGAGGAACGUAGAGCGACUCAAGAAGGACCUGCGCGCCUGCUUCGGCCUCAUCGAUGAGCUGCUGGAGGACCGGCGGGACGGCGUCCUGGGCCUGCUGACGCACUGCACCGACUGCCUGCUGCCGCCGCAGCCGCCACUCCUUCAGGAGGCCGUGCAGGGCUUCGCCGCGGCCGCGGACAGCGAAUUCGGCUGUCUCCUCGUUCACGGGCGGGUCGCAGCCGCCACGGAAAUGUGGUGGCGCCUGGCCCCGCAGGAGAUAGUGCUUCUCUCCGCGUUGAUGCGCUCGCUCUCGGACUCUGCGUCCGCCUCCUGUGACUACCCGGUGUUUCUCCCUCAAGGCAGCCCCACCGUGGCGCACCGCCUGCUCCGCUUCCAGCUGCUGCCCGGUGCUGACGUGUGCGUGCUGUGCGGGCCCACGCCCUCCCUACACCACGCUGAGAGCAACCUGGUGGGUCGCUUUUGGUCGCCCCUGGUGGACAUCUUGAGAAAUUGCCUUGCCGUCGGGGAGCGCUGCCUCCCGGCGUCCGUAUCUCUACAGCCGGAUGUCUUAGCCUUUCUCCUCAUCAACCGCGAGAACCACCGCUCGGUGUCCAGCGUGCUGCACCCGUUAUGUCCUCACCUGCAAGAUGAUCCCGCUUUAACCUCUAAAACACGCUGCUGGGAACUCCUGAAGCUCUUCUACAUCCUUUGCAUGACGCGCUACUUCAAGCAGGGGGAAGCAAGUCCUCCAAAAGAGGAGACGGAGGAGGGAGCCCCCACAGAGGACUUAUUACAUGGACUCUCCCACCAGCCACUGCAGUGCUAUUUGGUCACAGACGAGUGUAAAAGCUUUGGACUUCAGACGCCACAACAUCAGCUUUUCCUGCUCUUUCCUCUGGCGGUGCCGACAUUUGCCCUGCACACUGUCGCCGCACACACACUCGCUUCCAUAACGACAUCUACUUUCUUCUAA
Nerophis lumbriciformis (worm pipefish) is the source of this 1353-nucleotide messenger RNA. The record is from RefSeq and is a predicted model, not a curated record. NCBI's taxonomy places the organism in Eukaryota, Metazoa, Chordata, Actinopteri, Syngnathiformes, Syngnathidae.